Molecule: messenger RNA, 1197 nt
Organism: Didymodactylos carnosus
Lineage: Eukaryota; Metazoa; Rotifera; Eurotatoria; Philodinida; Philodinidae
Source: the annotation of a GenBank genome assembly
AUGGAAUGCUCCGCCUUUAGCCCUUCGUCGAACUACGUUGUUUACUGUUGGAUAUUACAUUGUAUUGAUCAUUUUUCAAAAUUCACUUGGGCUUAUCCAUUAGAAAACAAAUCAGCCAAAGAAGUAGUUGUAAAACUUCGUCAGUUAUUUUUUACCUUUGGUCCCCCACGUUUAUUACAUUCAGAUAAUGGAUCAGAAUUCGUUGCUAAUGUUAUUUUAGAACCAAAAACAGUUUUUCCUAAUUUGUGCUUUAUUCGUGGUCGUCCACGUCAUCCACAAUCGCAAGGAUGCAUAGAAAGGGCGAACGGCGUCUUAAGUUUAUCUUUAGGAAAGUGGUUACAAACAAAUAACACAACACAUUGGUCAGAAGGUUUAUUGCCUGUAGUUUACGGCAUCAAUACAAGAACAUGUGACACUACUAAAGCCACACCCUACGAAAUCAUGUUUGGUCAACACCCUCGAGGUGAUUCCGAAUUUUGGAAAAUUGUAAAAGAUCAAGAUAUUGUUGAUGAAGAACAUUUACCUUCACCGAUCGAAAGUAUUCAGGAUAAUGAUGUUGAUAAAGAAAUUUCUGUUAGUACAUCUAAGACAAUUGAUAAUAUAAUUGAUAAUAUUGAUCAUCAAGAAUCUCUUAAUUCAAAUGUAACAUGUUUACCCAGUCCUCUAAAUGCUAGCAUCUCUCAAUCUACUUCUCAAUGCCUUCUUGAUUUAUCACCAUCUACUCUGCAUGUUUCAUUUCAACAACCGUUGAUUGUUAAUGAUAACCCAGUAACAGAAAAUCUAAUAUCUUUUGAUUCACCUCCAUCUCCUCAACGAGUAUCAACAACACUUUUUGACUUACAUAAUUUAACUUUCAGCCCAGUCACAUGUUUAAGUAACAAAAAUAACGUAGUACUUUCAGAUUUACAGUCAAUAUCUACAGCACCUGCUACGAAUUCUAUUUCAAAAACUAAUUGUGUUUCUCAACCAUCCUCAUCUUUUAAAAGCUAUAAUUCAUCAGAAAAUAACCCAAUAAGACAUGAAAGUAUUUGGCGCAAAGCGCAAGAUAAUUAUUUAGACACAGCUAAUAAACGAAGAAAAGCGUAUGAUGAACAUCUAAGUAAUUUGGCAGAAAUGUAUAAAAAAAUGAUUGUGUUGGAGUGCGAAUUCAAACUGUUGACAGGACAAAUACAGAUUCAAAAAUUUUACCAUGCUUAG